CACGGAGCAAAAAAAAACCCAUGGACGUGUGACGAUGUGCAUAUUCUAUGCCGCCCAAACCUCCGAAAGAGAUUGCAGGUGGUCGCUUCGAGAUUCAGAAAGCCCUCGGAGCGGGAUGUUUUGGCCAGGUUUGGAGAGGCAUUGACAAAGAGUUAGAUAAUGAGAUGGUGGCCAUCAAGUUUGAGGACAACCAAGCGAAAGGGAAUCCCAACCAGCUGAAGACGGAAUAUGAUUUGCUGCGGAUCGUGAGUGCAGCAGAUCCCCAUGUGCAAGGCUUCUCGAAAGCUCACAUGUAUGGCGUUGAAGGACGCUUUAGUUUCCUGGCCAUGACCAUGUUGGGCCGCUCGUUAGAAGAUCGCAUGCAUCAGAGUGGCAAGAAACUCACCCCGCAGAGCGUGGUGCUGAUUGCCGACCAAGUGCUCCGGCGGAUGGAAUUUCUUCAUUCUUUGGGUUUGAUCCAUCGGGAUAUCAAGCCAGAGAACUUCCUGUUUGGGGUGGGGCCGCGCAUCCAUAUCGUCUAUGUCAUUGACUUCGGCCUGGGCCGGAGGUAUUGGCGGGACAAGCGGCACGCCCCAAUGAGGACGUUGCAGACCCUGACUGGAACCGCACGCUAUGCCUCCAUCAAUGCGCAUAAAGGUAUGGAGCAAAGCCGGCGUGACGACUUGCAGGCAGUGGCACACAUGCUGCUCUACCUCCUGAGAGGUUCGCUCCCCUGGUCCGGCCUGGAAGCGAAAACGCAGGAAGAAAAGUACCGCAAAAUCAGAGAAUGCAAGGAGACCUAUCCCAUUGAUCAGCUUUGUGAAGGUCAUCCUCAAGAGUUCGGUAAGUUCCUGAAGGAAGCACGAGCACUGGCGUACACAGCUCGUCCUGAUUACCUUGGAUGGAGGAAGAUGUUCGCUAAUCUGCGAGCCGAAAUUGGUCCUCAAUCGGACUCAGACUUCGAAUUCUUGAAGGGAAGAGAGACAGGCACCCUUGACCCGAUCCAAGUCUAUGACAGCCUGGAGCAGCCAGAUGACAAGGAGGAUGCCAGAAAACCCGAGAGUUCGUGCUGUAGCAUUUCCUAACCACCGUCAUCCGGUGCGGCUUCAGUAGCUGUCAGGGUGCUGAGCAGAUUUUCAAAAU
Messenger RNA from Cladocopium goreaui, 1122 nucleotides. Lineage: Eukaryota; Dinophyceae; Suessiales; Symbiodiniaceae. The record is from the annotation of a GenBank genome assembly.